This is a messenger RNA of Amoebophrya sp. A120, 1244 nucleotides long. The record is from the annotation of a GenBank genome assembly. Lineage: Eukaryota; Dinophyceae; Syndiniales; Amoebophryaceae.
GGGGAAGAUCAGCAUGCGGGAACAACUAUCAAAUGCAAAAAUGUCUGGGUCUGGAAAGUUGGAACUUGUGAUGCUAACUUUGGACUCUAAAAAAAUCUGUAUUGCAUGACCAGCAAGAGGAGCCACAUUUGUGCUACGCGAGGAGGGCAUUUGUCAUGCGGAAAUGGCAUAAGGAAGCUUUCCAAAAAUCUGUGAUGCUGGGUCAUGCAUUACAAGCAUCAUGGGUCAUGCCAGACAAGCAUGACAAGCCUUCCAUUCUUCCAGACCCAGACAUUUUUACAUUUGAUAACAACCACUGGGGCAGCUGGAAAUAAAUACGAGUCUUACUCAACCGCGAACCAGUACGGGGCGAGUACGGGCUGUUUUUACGGAGAAAAAUUAAUCGAAUCUGAAAAUGGGGACUUUGUGAUGCGAGAAGAUGUUGGUGAUGGUGGUGGAAGUACUAAUGCCUCUUGGCUGAGAAGCCAAAUGCUGGCCGACGACGGGUAUCGUGACUCGUUAGGUCUGAAUAAGCAAAUCGGGAUGAAAAGUUUGUUAUCAAAUGCAAAAAUGUCUGGGUCUGAAAGAAUGCAAGUUUGUCAUGCUUGUCCGGCAUGACUCGCGAAUCUGUGUUGCAUAGGCACGAAAAUUAUGCCCUCUUACCUGUCAUGCAAAAACGUAGUUAGCCAUGCGGAAUACGUAAGACAUCGGAGCCAAAAAAUUUGUCAUGCGUAGCUGCGUAUUGCAGUGCGUCUACCAUUCACUUUUGGCAUUACAAGACCCAGACAUAUUUCCAAUCCAUAUUUGUGGACCAGAUCCGUGAUGGACGGGCCGAGUGGAAUUGCCGGCACCCUCGUCCAGGACCGCCCGCUGAUCGUGCCGCCCCCGCAGCGGAAGCGCACCAGUGAGUCGAUGUACGAACCGCGGGUGGAUCAUUCCCGGGUUCUGAGCGGAUAUCCCACGAAAAAACUGUAAUACAGUUUUAACAUUUGUAUGUCAAUUGAGCAACACAGAUUUUCCCUGCAUGAGAGGAAAAACUUGCAAUGCAGAGAUCAACAUAAGGGAAAACACGUAUGAAAUGAGGCUUGAAAGCAUUUUGUGCAUGACAGAGCUUGCCUGUCUUGCUUGGCCUGCAACACAAUGUGUAACUGUAAAAUUUUUUUCUUUUGCAUAGCGGUGCCAGCUUUUGCAGUACUGGCGCAGCGUCCUCGUGUGGAGGGGUAGUACAACAAGGAGCAGGCGUAUGCAAGAAAAAAACUGUGUAA